AUGAGCGCUGCAUCAGACAUCAUUCUUUUGUCUUCCCCGCCGGUAUGUCCCUCUCGCACCCCGGCGCCCCCAAGUUAUGAUCCCGGGAAGAUUUUUGGGAUCUCUCCGCGAGGCUCAUCCCCGGCUUCAGUUCUGUCGCCGUCGGAGUUGUUUCGACCCCUUUCGCAAUCCCGGUAUUUCAAAGCCAGCACUAAAAACGGCAAAACAUCAAACAUAAAGAAAAACAAGACGUCGAGUGAAGGAGCGGCAGAAACAAAUUUAUUAAAUUUCAAGAGAAAGGAUGCUGUAUUGGAAAACGGCGCGAAACGGAGGCGGACGAAGAAGCUCUCGAGCGAGCGAGUAACAGUCCCUUCCGAGUUGGAACCCUCGACUCCGGAUAGGAGGGGAAACACAUCCAAAAAGUCAACGGCCACCAAAAAGAAGCACACAGAUGGCCCUAGCAAGUGUGGGAAGACUACGAAUAAAACUUUGACGGGGAGAAUUGCGAAGGCUGAUAGCGUACAAACAAGAAAGUCCGAUGAGAAAAUCGAUUGUCCCUGUACUCCGAAAUCCUCGCAAGAGAAAAUCGCCAAGGGUACCUUUGGUUGGGAAAAGGAAGGCCUGCAGCUAGAUGUAGCUACGAAGCGGAGGUUCGACUGGACUCCGACAAAGGACACUAUUGACCAAGCUACCGAGGUGGAGGAGAUUGGAAGUGCAGAACGUCCAUCGAACCGGUUUGGUACCUUGUUAGCGGAAUACAAUUUCAGCGAUUCUUCUUCGGCUGCCCACAACAACACGAGGUCUCUUGAGGCUGGGGCUUUUACAAAGAGGAGGCGAAUAGAGCUCGUGGAUUCUAGUCUUAAUCCUGUUUCCAAGGCUAUUGCCCCCAGUACGGACAAGCCACUCACCGAUAAUGACCAAUCUACAACAGCCUAUAAACCGAAGAAAAGGCUUCAAAAACAAAGCAAGAAGUUGACUACCCUCACAGCUCGUGUGACAGCGCGAUACAAUGAGGACCUUGCAGAAAUCCCUGAUUUGACGGCUACUCAUAAAGACGGCACAUCUGCAAAUACUAAAAGCUCAAAAUCCAAAGCGAGAGAGAAAACAAAAUCGGCUCCGCAAGAGCCUGAGUUUAUUGUACUUUCCCCUGAAGCAGCUACCAAAUGCCUUGAUGACCAAGAUCUCAUAUUUGGAACUUGCAGUCAACUUCAACGAGAAGAUUCCCCAAAAUUGCGAAGAGAAACACAAACAGCAUUUUAUGAGUCAGAGAAAAGCAACACGGCCGAGCCAGUGUCUAGUCAUAUUCAGAGUACGAGGUCUAAAACAUCUUCUUCUACCACCAUAUCACGCUUCACGGCCCCCAGGAAUUUAUGGUCCAUUGCGGCAAGAGACUCAGAAGGGUCAUUAGCUCAGGUAGCGGUCCUCAAUCUUUCAGGUGAAUCUGGUUUAUCUGAGACCUCAGCCACCAAUUAUAAUCAUACCAGCAGACAAAAGAGCCGGAAUAAGGAUGCUGGUACUGUGGGCAGCAUAGGCUCCAAUGAUAUCUCUGAGCCUAAUGAAAUAUCGUCCACAAAGAAAGGGCUGUCCACGGGAGCUAGUCAAAUUAUCAACAAUACGACCGAGAAGACAAAUUCUCAGACGGCAGUACCUCGUCCUACAAUGCCUCGAUAUGGCGGUUUCACAGAUGCUGAGUUAUCAAAGCAGAUUGCGACCUACGGGUUUAAGCCUCUCAGAAACCGACAGAAAAUGAUAGAAUUACUCCAGAAAUGCUGGGAGUCAAAGCACGGUAAAGACUCGAAUGGGGACAAUGAAAAGGAGCAACGUAAUCUAUCUACUGAGCCAACGUCAGAAACGGCACCAUCACAACUACAGAAAAGUGAGAAAAGUUCCUGCAAGUGUACCAGUACUUCUCAGAAAACAACCACGAGGCCCAGGAAAGCCCAGUCGACUAUAUCGUCCAAGUCUAUAUCGAAAAACGAACCAUCCGCAACAUCAGCCAAUAUGAGCAAUAGACGAGACAGUCCUCAGCGCGAAACGAAGAAAGCCUGUUCUACACGUUCGUUCAUUGAUGUAGAAGAAAUUGAGGACUCGGAAGAAGACGUUACUUUAUCUCCAGUCCGGCAUCAGCAUCAACACAUGCUUCACACCGCGGAAUGUACACCAUCUCUGUCUCUGUCAACAAUGCCAUCUAAUCCAAUCCGUACCGCAUUCCAGGUCCGAUCGCCUGCGCUCACUGCCACUAAGAGAACCAAUACCUCGAAUUUGGCCGAUCAGAUCACCCGCGCCGUACGUGCACAGCCUCAGUUUACCUCAACCAGUACUCCCAAGCAUAUCAGCUGGUACGAAAAAAUGUUGAUGUACAAUCCCAUCAAUCUAGAGAGUUUUACCACCUGGCUGAAUACUGAGGGAUUAAGUCUUGUCAACGAAGACAGAGAAGUUGGGGCCAGUUUUGUACGGAAGUGGUGUGAAAACAGAGGCAUCUGCUGUAGCUAUUAUUGA
Aspergillus tanneri is the source of this 2478-nucleotide messenger RNA. It is a transcript of the gene slx4, whose product is annotated as protein slx4. Gene Ontology annotation, biological process: DNA replication; DNA repair. Gene Ontology annotation, molecular function: 5'-flap endonuclease activity. The coding region runs from base 1 to 2478 and encodes 825 amino acids. The transcript has a single exon. Lineage: Eukaryota; Fungi; Ascomycota; Eurotiomycetes; Eurotiales; Aspergillaceae. The record is from RefSeq and is a predicted model, not a curated record. Gene Ontology annotation, cellular component: Slx1-Slx4 complex; nucleus.